Messenger RNA from Camelina sativa (false flax), 657 nucleotides. The record is from RefSeq and is a predicted model, not a curated record. Lineage: Eukaryota; Viridiplantae; Streptophyta; Magnoliopsida; Brassicales; Brassicaceae.
GCUUACGAAUUCCGAGACAGAGAGAGAGAGUGAGUGAAAAAGAAAGAAUUCUUCUUGUAAAGCUUUUGCCUUUUAGAGGAAAGAAAAGAACAGUGCCAGAUCUUAGAAGGAUCCAAAGACCCAUUAGGAGAAAAAAAGCAAAAAAAUACUUUUAACAAGUCAAUAAAAUCUUUAUUAUUAUUUAUACCCACAAGACAACAAACUUGCAUUCCAACAAAUCUCACUUCUUCUUUCCUCUUUUCUUCUUCUACUUCUUCUUUCUCUCUUGUUUUUUUUUGGCUUUGACUUUUCAUUAUCUCUUUUUCUUCAUGUUCGCCUGUUUCUGAGGUUUUGUGAGAUGACUCACGUGUUGUUGGUACGAAGAGAGAGACAUGGAAAGAACAGAAGAUGGGACAAGAACUUGAUCAUGUGUUCCUUCUUCUUAUUCUUCUUCGUCUUCUUUGUCAGUUCUCAGAUAGGUUUGUCCUCGUCAGCUUCUUCUGUUGGUUAUUCACGUCGUCACUUCGUCGCGUUUCCACCGCCGAGAAAGGCUCUGAGCUACAGUACUACGGCGACGUUUCGUGGGCCAUUGAACAGAGAUGACAUUUAUGGAGACGACAAGAGAGUAGUUCACACGGGUCCCAAUCCUCUCCACAACUAACUUUUACGCGUUGCUAU